Gopherus flavomarginatus (Mexican gopher tortoise) is the source of this 3121-nucleotide messenger RNA. It is a transcript of the gene CHAF1A, whose product is annotated as chromatin assembly factor 1 subunit A. Bases 82 to 2895 code for a protein of 937 amino acids. Lineage: Eukaryota; Metazoa; Chordata; Testudines; Testudinidae. Gene Ontology annotation, biological process: nucleosome assembly. Gene Ontology annotation, cellular component: CAF-1 complex; nucleus. The transcript is spliced from 15 exons. The record is from RefSeq and is a predicted model, not a curated record.
AAUACGAGCGGGAGAAGCUGGCGCGCCCCGGUCCUUGCGGCCGCCGGGGGAGGAGCCAGGGCCGCGCUUCGCGGCCGGGAUAUGGCAGCCAUGGAGUGCAGAGACAAACCAGUUAUUCCUACAAGGAAGCUAGUACAAGCACGGUUGCCUUUCAAGCGUUUGAAUCCUGUACCAAAGGAGAAAUAUGACACAGGCAACGAAGUCAAGAAAGCAAAGAGCUCACAAGGUGUUGGUCAAAAUAAAGAUUCCAAUCUAAAUCUGUCACAUGGAUCCUUGGACAAUAUGGAGAAUGACUGCCAGUUGGAUUCUGAAAUGCAGUUCACUCCCAAACUUGUUAACGGAAAGGGUCCGUUAGAUAACUUUGUACAGAAAAACAUGAAAAAUAACGUGAGAGAAACUGUACUCAUAUUUGACUUGACAGAGGACUCUAACCACACACUAAGUGAUGGCCUAGACCACAGUAAAUUAAAUUCAGAAGCAUCUUCAUCUGUAGGGACAACUAAUGGUAUGAUAGAAGAUACAAACCAGUCAACUCCAUUAAAGCAUGUUCAGAAUGCCCAAGUGGAUGUUUCAAUGGAUACCAAUCCAACUUGUGAAGCUACUGCACAUAAGGAUGAAGACUCAAUAGAUGUAACCAAAUCGUUUUCUGAAUUAUCAAAUACACAGUGUAAUAAUUUGGAGAAUGAGAGUGAACUCAAGGGUGUUAUAUUUGAGGGGAAGAUGCCUGUAGUAGUUCUGGAGGAUAUUAUGACUGUGAGAUCUCCCCAUGUUAUGUCUUUGGAAGGAAGUAUGACCUCAGAAAGUGAGACAAUGGAAUCUUCUCCUGAAGGAGACUCUAUACUUACUAAUUCCUCAUUAAGCUCCCCCUCUUCUACCAGCUCACCUGAGUCACAGCCUAUCCCACUGAACAGGAGUGAUACUAGUCCUUUAGCUGCUUCAAUACCUGUUCGGAAGGUGCAUCAGAAAUUCCUCAAAAGUUCUGCGGAGAAGGAGAAGCUGAGAUUGCAAAGAGAUCAAGAACGUGCUGAUAAGCUGCAGAAGUUGCAAGCAGAAAAGGAGGAAAAAGGGAGGCUGAAAGAAGAGGCAAAAGCUGCAAAAGAGCGGGCCAAGGAAGAGGCGAAGAAGAAGAAGGAGGAAGAGAAAGAACUGAAAGAGAAGGAAAGGAGAGAGAAGAAGGAAAAAGAUGAAAAGGAAAAGGCUGAGAAGUUACGAGUGAAGGAGGAAAAACGCAAGGAGAGACAGGAAGCUUUAGAGGCAAAACUUGAAGAGAAAAGGAAGAAAGAAGAGGAGAAACGGUUAAAAGAGGAGGAAAAGCGCGUUAAUGCACAGAAGGCAGAAAUCACUAGGUUCUUUCAGAAACCAAAGACUCCACAAGCCCCCAAGACCCUUGCUGGCUCCUGUGGGAAAUUUGCUCCCUUUGAAAUUAAAGAGAACAUGGUCCUGGCUCCACUCUGUCGUGUUGCCUUUGAUCAGGACCUCUCAGAUCAGUUAGAUCAGCUCCUACAAGCACAGAAUAAUGACAUUUCUUUCUUGGAAGAACUAAAGUGCCGCAGGCCACAUAAAACUGGACCUACCAUUGUCUGUUACCGCAGUGCUGACAUAGUCAACAGUGAUGUGGUGAUAGUGGAUAGCUGCAAAAUGGACAAUGUUCCUGAAAGGAAGAAAUUUGGCAGGAUGAAACUCCUACAGUUUUCUGAGAAUCAUCGACCUGCAUACUGGGGCACAUGGAAUAAGAAAACUGCUGUCGUUCAUCCCAGGAAUCCCUGGUCAAAGGAUAAUAAACUGCUCGACUAUGAGAUAGAUAGUGAUGAAGAGUGGGAAGAGGAAGAACCAGGAGAAUCUCUCUCUCACAGUGAAGGGGAUGAUGAUGAUGAGGGAGGAGAAGAUGAAGAUGAUGAUGAUGGCUUUUUUGUACCCCAUGGGUACCUAUCUGAGGAUGAAGGAGUGACAGAAGAGCAUGAUCCAGAGAAUCAAAAAGUUCGUCAGAAGCUGAAAGCAAAGGAGUGGGAUGAACUGAUAGCCAAGGGGAAAAGGUUCCAUGUUCUGCAGGCUGUGAAGAUUGGCUGUAUCUGGGAAACAGAAGAAAGCAAAAGCAGUGCAGAUGCAGACCUAAAGGUGCUUCAGCAGUUUGCAGUUUGUAUUCUGGAUUCAUCUCUUGCUGAGGAAGAGCAGAUGCAGAAGACUAGCAAAAAAAGGACAAAAGACCAGCAAAUCCUGGGACAACUGCUUCCGCUGCUCCAUGGGAAUGUCAAUGGAAGUAAAGUGAUCAUCCAGGAAUUCCAGGAGUGUUGCCGCCAAGGACUGUUCAGUGAAGCGGCCCUUGCUCCAGAUAUUAGUGAUGCUAGUCCUACAAGUCCCAACACUUCCCGCCCGCAGACUCCAGUCAACGAGGACUCUGCUAUCCCUUCCAAAGCCAGACUAAAGCGAAUUAUUUCAGAGAACUCUGUGUAUGAGAAGAGACCUGAAUAUAGGAUGUGUUGGUAUGUCAACUCAGAGGUGCUGAAAAGCUUUGACCAAGAGCACCUUCCUGUUCCUUGUCAGUGGAACUACAUCACGCCAGUCUUUUCUGCAGCCAAGGAGGACAAUAGCAGUGUACCAGGAGUGACAGUGAUACAAACCACUCCAGUUUCAGUAAAGAGGAAGGCAACAGGAAGCAUGUCUAUCACCAUGUUCAUGAAAAAACCUAGAGAUGCAGAACAGGCUGAAGCUGUGGAAAUGGAUGGGUUCCAGGCUGACACUGAAGAAGAGGAGGAAGAUGACUGUAUGAUUGUGGACGUACGCCCAGGGAAAGAUUCUACAUCUGCAAUUACUGAAACUACUUCAGAAUCGGAUGGUGCAAUGGAGAUUGUUCCCAUGCAGGCAGCUAUUGCAGUUGGCCCAUCGAACACAGUUUGAUACUUAAUACCUACUAACUCCUCUGUAUGUAUGUAGAAUUUUUAGGAUUUUUUAAAACUUGUGUAUCUUUGUACAAGAUACUUGAAAGUAUUCCAUAUUUCUUGUAAAGAGAAGACAGCACUUUGGGCUAAAGCAGAACAGAUGAAAGCUUGAAAAUUUGUUUUAAUAUUUUUAGCUAAAAAUAUUGCAUAUUAAUCUGUCUUUAAUAAAGCAUUAUUGAAACUGA